AUGAAAGCUAAAGUCCCAAAAGACUUCAAAGCUCCUGACAUGACCCUAUACGACGGAAUAUCUCACCCAAGCUAUCAUCUCAGCAAUUUCAGAAGUCGGAUGUAUCUCACAGAUGCCUCGAAUAAGAUCCGUUGCAAAGUUUUCCCGACCACCUUGACCAAAACAGCGAUAAAGUGGUUCGACAAUCUGCCGCCAAGGUCGAUCACAAGCUUCGAUAACCUCACCAAGAAGUUCUUAGCUAGGUUCUCCAUCCAGAAGGACAAAACCAAGCACGCUCCAAGGCUACUAGGUAUUAAAGAAGGAGAUAGGGAAAUCCUCUGUAGUUACAUGGAAAGAUUCAAUAAAGCAUGCCUUAACAUACAUAAUCUUCCUACCGAAGCAGCGAUUAUGGGACUCAUCAACGGCCUGCGAGAUAGACCCUUCAGCCACUCCAUAUCCAUGAAACACCCAACAUCUCUAAAUGAUGUAAAAGAACAGGCGGAAAAAUACAUCAAUAUGGAGAAGAACUCCCGAUUAGGGGAAACUUCAAAGACCGAAUUCUCCUACCCACCUCGGGACAAGGAUAAAGAGUCCACGAAGAAAGAAGACCAACCUACUGAUAAACCCAGGAAGUACCACAACUACAUCCCCCUUCGGGUGUCCCUUAUGGAUGUUUACCAAGAGAUAUGCAACAUUGAGAAGAUCCCACCCCCUUGCCCGAUUAAACACAAGAGAGGAGAAAGUUUGAUGGAGUAUUGUGAAUACCACCAAAUCUAUGGGCAUGCCACCAACGAGUGCUACGACCUGAAGAACGUUAUAGAAAAAUUGGCACGAGAAGGGAGACUAGAUCGGUUCUUAGCCAAUAGAGCAGACGAACCAAAAAAGAGAAGGGAUGAAGAGGACAGACGAGCUGAACGUCCCCCUCGUACCCCUGAAAGACAUGUUCACAUGAUAAACAGAGGAUUUGCAGGAGGAGGGAUCUUUGUAUUUACAGGAGGAGGAAUCUCUAAGUCAUCCCGCAAAAGGCACCUUAAAGAGGUGUACCUUGUCGGGGAAGGAGACAGGUCGCCCGACCUCCCCACUAUUACCUUCACUCAAGAAGACGCCGCAGGAAUCAUCCCGAGGCAUGAUGACCCCGUGGUCGUUACCAUCAUACUUGCCAAUGGCAAUCUCCACCGAACAUUGGUAGAUCAAGGAAGCUCUACGGAUAUCUUGUUCAAAUCCGCCUUCGACAUGCUCGACCUACAAGAAAAAGAGCUCAGAGCGUAUCCUAAUAUCCUAUUUGGGCUUGGAGAUGCCCCAAUUCAGCCAGUUGGGUACAUCCCAUUGCACACAACUUUCGGAAAAUGA
Messenger RNA from Arachis duranensis, 1329 nucleotides. RefSeq lists its product as uncharacterized. NCBI's taxonomy places the organism in Eukaryota, Viridiplantae, Streptophyta, Magnoliopsida, Fabales, Fabaceae. The coding region runs from base 1 to 1329 and encodes 442 amino acids. The transcript has a single exon. The record is from RefSeq and is a predicted model, not a curated record.